Molecule: messenger RNA, 774 nt
Organism: Lobosporangium transversale
Lineage: Eukaryota; Fungi; Mortierellomycota; Mortierellomycetes; Mortierellales; Mortierellaceae
Exons: 3
Coding region: 1-774 (257 amino acids)
Source: RefSeq, a predicted model, not a curated record
AUGUCAUCUGCAACAGUGACCGUCACCACAGCGAUGUCUGUGAGCACAACAUCUGAAACUACAAAUGACGCCGGCAAUACCAAUGUUGUUGAAACAACUAACGCUACUGCAACUACAACUACAGCAAGAAUAGAUGAUGUGAACGCCAUUAAGACGACUAUUACUACAAAAGCAAAAGUUUCAACCACAGGGCCUGUUAGGCAUUCUGUUCGAGUCGUGCAGCAGCAGAGGAUCUUUUCUCCUUAUCCACUACCUAAGAAGGAUACGUUGCUUUUAACAAGACACUUUCCUGAAUCAAAGCACCAAAGACAGAAAUCAUCGUAUUUCCAAGUUGUCGAGGCACAGCAUGGGAAAUCGAAUCGUGGUAGGUCAGGUCAGGGGAGAACGCGUCUAACUUUGGAGGCCUUUGACUAUAGGAUGUACAUGGCUUUUGACUUCGCUGUUGGCCCGUUAAAAGUGUGGGAUAUUACAUUCAAAAUUGAGGGAGAGAAGGGAGACAAAGGACAAAGAAGGAAGGAGAGAAGGAGGAGAUGUAGGGUUGCAUUGACAAGGAGAGUAUUGGGAAGCUAUGCUUUUCAGUACUCUGGGAAAAAAAAAUCCCAUUCAUCCCAUGCCAUGCCAUGCCAUGCAACUCAGGCACGAUAUAGUCUCAGAAAACAGGAUAUGGAAGGAGAGCACAUGUGCAUGACAUUUGGGGGUUUGGUCAAAAAUAUUGAAAUUUGUGUCAGCCAGUGGACAGAGUCGUCUGUCCAUGUAGACCUCAUUCCCUGGUGA